Molecule: messenger RNA, 844 nt
Organism: Coccinella septempunctata (seven-spotted ladybird)
Lineage: Eukaryota; Metazoa; Arthropoda; Insecta; Coleoptera; Coccinellidae
Exons: 3
Coding region: 374-844 (156 amino acids)
Source: RefSeq, a predicted model, not a curated record
GAACUGAAGGACCCAAUUUUGUUCCUUCAUAUUGUCAGAGUACCUGCUGAAGUGAUAAAAGUAUUAGUGAAUACCAGAAAUUAUUCAAAUGCGUUAUCAGCACCAUUAAGAGAAUAAAGCAUCCCUCAAGGUGGUUAGAUACUUGUUGUUCAAUAAACAUGAAUACCCAGAUGGAUGAAACGAAUUCAAAAACGAAUACUGAAGACGUUGACUGAUUUACUUCUCCUAUACAAAAAUCUCUCAGUAAUAUUUGUAUGGUUUAAAUGUAGGUUGAUACAUAUAAUACGUAUAAUGAGUUUUUCGAAUAAAGUGAAAUUGAUGUGAAAAUAUGAACAUUCGGGAUUAUUCAAAUCCGAAUUCGCAUUCAUAGACAAUGACGACCAAAAUCUCGAAGAAGAAUGGGAUCAGCAAACCGAAAAUUUCCAUUAAUUUAACAAAGGUGGCAAUUUCCACUUUAGAAACCUUAAAAGCAGGAAAUUUGAGAAAUGUGGUUGUUGUCGGAAACUUCAUUGAAAAUAAGGCGAGUCUGCUGAAAGAGCUAAAAAAUUUAUCAAGCCCACCGAACAGUUCAGCCACGAAGAAAAAGUCUCCAGGCCUUCUCAAAGAAAAACUGGAGAAGGCAUCACGUAUGAAGAGUAUUUUAGAAGAGGCUGUACAAGGGGAUGCAGGAAAAGCGCAUAACGAAUUGGCAGAAUUAUGUGAAGAGAGGAAAAAACAAGUUGAAUUCAGCACCAUUGAGAAAAUAAUGCAUCCCCCAAGGUGGUUAGAUACUUGUUCAAUAAACAUGAAUACCCAGCUGAAUGAAAAGAAGUGGCAAACGAAUACUGAUGAAGACAUUGACUGA